CUGUUGUCUGAAUGCGGAAGUUGGACCAUGAGCUCUUGAAGUUGCUGCUGCUGCUGUCUCUCUCUGAAUGAAGACUGAGCUUCAGGCCAGACUGCAGCUUCCUUCCUCUGUCCAACAUCUGAUUCUGGGAGGGGAGGAUUUGCGAAUGGGGAGCCGAAACCGAACGUCUGACAGAGUAAUUUGGGGCACGUUGGUCGAAUUGAGUUUGGAAUAUCUUGGAGAGAAUUGGCAUGUAAUCGGAACUCGGUGAGCCUAGGCCAGCGCUCUGACUUUGAAGAAUUGUCAGCGAGGAGAGACUCUGGAUGUGUCCUCGGAGUGAAUAAGCCUCCGGCUUUCCCUUUGAACCUCUACCCCAGCCCAUGGAGAAGCCGUGGAAGUGUGCGGACUGUGGGAAAGGCUUCCUCUCCCCGUCGGCGCUGGAGACCCAUCGGCGGGUGCACACCGGGGAGCGGCCGUUCACCUGCCCGGCCUGCGCCAAGGGCUUCGCGCAGCUCUGCAGCCUGCUCUCCCACCAGCGGGUCCACACCGGGGACAGGCCGCACACCUGCCCCGAGUGCGGCAAGGGCUUCGCCCACUCCUCCGCCCUGCAGCGGCACCGGCGGCUGCACACCGGGGAGAGGCCGUUCUCCUGCCCGGCCUGCGGGAAAGGCUUCACCCAGUCGUGCAGCCUGCAGAGCCACCGUCGGGUCCACACCGGGGAGAGGCCGUUCUCCUGCUCGGCCUGCGGGAAAGGCUUCACCCACUCCUCGGCCCUGCUGAGGCACCGGCGGGUGCACACGGGCGAGAGGCCCUACUCCUGCCCCGCCUGCGGCAAGGCCUUCAGCCAGCUGUGCAGCCUGCAGACCCACCGACGGGUCCACACCGGGGAGCGGCCCUUCCCCUGCCCCGAGUGCGGGAAGGCCUUCAGCGACUCCUCCGCCCUGCGGAAGCACCAGCGGGGCCACACCGGCAAGCGGCCCUUCAGCUGCCCCGAGUGCGGGAAGGCCUUCGUUCAGUCCUCCCACCUGCUGAGGCACCGGCGGGUCCACACCGGGGAGAGGCCCUUCGCCUGCCCCGUGUGCGGGAAGGGCUUCACCCGCUCCUCCCACCUGCGGAGGCACCAGCCGGUCCACACUGGGCCAAAACCGUGGAAGUGUUGGGACUGCGGGAAGGGGUUCAGUUUCUCGUCUGCGUUGGAAACGCAUCGUAACGUUCACACCGGCGAGAGGCCGUUCACCUGCUCCAUGUGCGGGAAGGGCUUCACUCAGUCCUCCAGCCUGCUGAAACACCAGCGGGUCCACACCGGGGAGCGGCCGUUCAGCUGCUCCGAGUGCGGGAAGGGCUUCUCUCAGUCGUCCAACCUGCUGCGGCACCAGCAGGUCCACACCGGGGAGAGGCCGUUCGCCUGCUCCGAGUGCGGCAAGGCCUUCACUCAGGCCUCCAACCUGCUGCGGCACCAGCGCGACCACACCGGGGAGAGGCCGUUCGCCUGCUCCGAGUGCGGCAAGGCCUUCGCCCAGUCAGCUCACCUGCUCAACCACAGGAGGGUGCACACCGGUGAGAGGCCGUUCAGCUGCGCCGUCUGCGGGAAGACCUUCACUCAGGCCUCCAACCUGCUCAUGCACCGGCGGGCCCACGCCGGGGAGAGGCCGUUCACCUGCUCCGAGUGCGGGAAGGCCUUCAAUGAUUCGUCCACCCUGCUGAGGCACCAGAGGGUUCACACGGGCGAGAAACCGUUCACCUGCCCUCGCUGUGGGAAAGCAUUCAUUCAUUCAUCUAACCUACUGAGACACCAGCGAGGACACAAUGGGGAGAAACCCUGGAAGUGCGGGGACUGCGGGAAAGGCUACGGCACUCCGUCGGCACUGGAGAGGCACCGACGAGCCCACACGGGCGAGCGGCCGUUCUCCUGCCCCGAGUGCGGCAAGGGCUUCGCGCACGGUUCCGCCGCCCGCCGGCACCAGCGGGUCCACACGGGCGAGCGGCCGUUCUCCUGCCCCGAGUGCGGGAAGCGGUUCACCCAGUCGUGUAGCCUGAGGACCCACCAGCGGCUGCACGCCGGGGAGAGGCCGUUCCCCUGCUCCGAGUGCGGCAAGGCCUUCGCCCACUCCUCGGCCCUGCUGCAGCACCAGCAGCUCCACACCGGCGAGCGGCCCUUCGGCUGCCCCGAGUGCGGCAAGGCCUUCACCCACUCCUCCGCCCUGCUGAGGCACCAGCAGCUCCACACCGGCGAGAGGCCCUACCUGUGCCCCGAGUGCGGCCGGGCCUUCAGCCAGUCGGCCGGCCUCCAGUCCCACCGGCGGCUGCACACCGGCGAGAGGCCCUUCGGCUGCCCCGAGUGCGGCCGGGGGUUCGCCCACUCCUCCGGCCUGCUGACCCACCGGCGGCUGCACACCGGCGAGCGGCCCUUCGCCUGCCCGGCCUGCGGCAGGGCCUUCGCUCAGUCCUGCAGCCUGCGGAGGCACCAGCGGGUCCACACCGGCGAGCGGCCGUACCCCUGCCCCGAGUGCGGCAAGGCCUUCGCCCACUCCUCCGGCCUGCUGACCCACCAGCGGGCCCACACCGGCGAGCGGCCCUUCGCCUGCCCCGCGUGCGGGAGGGCCUUCAAGCGGGCCUCCCACCUGCGGAGGCACCAGCGGGUCCACAAAAUUUCUGCGUCACGGAUUACUGAUCGAAAAGGCUGUUCUCCUGCCUUGGUUUCAUCUUCCUGCCACCUCUCCAUCUGGAGACGUCUCUAUUCCCUCCAAAACGAAGUGUCACGGCUUAAGGGAUCGCAGGGGGUGAGGGGGACAUUUGUCUUCCCCUUCUUGCCCCCUCUCGGAGGUGGUGAGAGUCUUUGCAAUUCCCUACCUCCAAAGGCAGUGGACGCAGGACCUUUUAAAUAUCUCCAAGACAAAGAGGACCGGCCAGCGAGGGUGUGUGGGCGAGGACCCCCCGGAGAGACAGCGGCCUGGGCUGAGAAUCUGACGGAGGCUUCCCGGGAGCGGGGGCCCCGGCGCCGCCGCGGCAUGGAGACGGCGAACGGCAAGCCGGCCGGCGAGGGGAAGGCGGCGGGGCGCCGGGCCGCGGGCGAGGGGCGCCCCCGGGAGAAGACGCACAAGUGCGGCGACUGCGGCAAGAGCUACCACACCCAGUCGGAGCUGGAGACCCACCGGCGCGGGCACACCGGCGAGCGCCCCUUCUGCUGCCCGGUCUGCGAGAAGGGCUUCACCCGCUCCUCGGACCUGCGGGUGCACCAGCGGGUGCACACCGGCGAGCGGCCCUUCGCCUGCCCGGUCUGCGAGAAGAGCUUCACCCGCUCGUCGCACCUGCUGACCCACCAGCGGGUGCACACCGGCGAGCGGCCCUACAGCUGCUCGGUCUGCGGCAAGGGCUUCACCCAGCUCUCCAACCGGCUGCGGCACCAGCGGCUGCACACCGGCGAGCGGCCCUUCACCUGCCCGGUGUGCCGCAAGGGCUUCACCGACUCCUCCACCCUGCUGCGGCACCAGCGGCUGCACACCGAGGAGCGGCCCUUCACCUGCUCGGUGUGCGGCAAGGGCUUCACCCGCUCGCCGCACCUGCUGACCCACCAGCGGGUGCACACCGGCGAGCGGCCCUUCUCCUGCUCGGUGUGCGGCCGUCGCUUUACUCAGUCCUCCCACCUGCUGACCCACCAGCACAGCCACACCGGGGAGAGGCCCUUCCGCUGCUCGGUGUGCGGCCGCGGCUUCACCCAGCUCUCCCUGCUGCUGGCCCACCAGCACCUGCACGCCGAGAACAACCCAGUCAAGUACCCGGACGGCGAGGAGCCGGGCGCCGGCGAGGAGGAGGGCAGCCAGGGGGUGGCAACGCCCGCCCUGCUGCCCCCGCCCCCGCUGGGGCCCCCCCGGCCUGCCCAGGCCGGCGAGCGGCCCUUCAAGUGCUCGGUGUGCGCCAAGGCCUUCACCUGCCUCUCCCACCUGCUGCGGCACCUGCGGGUGCACAGCGGCGAGCGGCCCUUCCAGUGCACCGUCUGCGAGAAGGGCUUCACCCAGUCGUCCAGCCUGCUCACCCACCAGCGCAUCCACACCGGCGAGCGGCCCUUCUCCUGCUCGCAGUGUGGCAAGGGCUUCUCCCGCUCCUCCCACCUCCUUCGGCACCAGAGAGUGCACUCUGGGCAGAAACCGUGGAAAUGUGGGGACUGCGGGAAGGAAUUCAAAUUCCCGAGCUGGCUUGAAAGCCAUCGCCGCUGUCAGACUGGGGAGAGGCCGUUCACCUGCACCGUGUGCGGGAAGGGCUUCAUUCAUUUAUCCACCCUGGUGACCCACCAGUGGGUCCACACCGGGGAGAAGACAUUCACCUGCUCCGAAUGUGGGAAGGGAUUCACCCAGUCAUUCGCCUUGCUGAUGCACCAGCGGGUCCACACCGGGGAGAGGCCGUUCCCCUGCUCCGAGUGCGGGAAGGGCUUCACUCAGCUAUCCAACCUGCUGACCCACCAGCGGGUUCACACCGGGGAGAGGCCGUUCUCCUGCUCCAUCUGUAGUAAGGGCUUCACUAAUUUGUCCGCCCUGCUUACGCACCAGUGGGUCCACACUGGGGAGAGGCCGUUCACCUGCUUUGAGUGUGGGAAGGGAUUUGCUGCUGCCUGCAAUCUUCAGACACACCAGCGGCUUCACACCGGGGAGAGGCCGUUUGUCUGCUCAGACUGCGGGAAGGCAUUCAGUGAUUCGUCCAGUCUGCGCAAGCACCAGCGUGUCCACACCGGGGAGAGACCAUUCACCUGCACCGAGUGUGGGAAGGGGUUCAUUGAUUCCUCUAACCUCUUGACGCACCAGCGGCGAAGCCACGCCGCGGAGAGGCCGUUCGUCUGCUCUGACUGCGGGAAGGGCUUCGGUGAUUCGUCGUCCCUGCUGACACACCAGCGGGUUCACACCGGGGAGAGGCCGUUCGCCUGCUCCGAGUGCGGGAAGGGCUUCGGUGACGCAUCCACCCUGAGGAAGCACCGCCGUGUUCACACCGGGGAGAGGCCGUUCACCUGCCCCGAGUGCGGGAAGGGGUUCACUCAGUCCACGCACCUCUUGACACACCAGCGGGGCCACACUGGUGAGAAACCGUUCGCCUGCUCGGUGUGCGAGAAGAGAUUCACCCGGUCAUCCACCCUGCAGAUGCACCAGCGAGUUCACAAGUGACAGUGCCAGGACUGGAGUUUGCUGUUCAAAAACCUUCAUUUAUGAUGGUUGGCGUCUGCUGUGUGGACGUUAAUGAGUCCAUUGACUGAGGUAGUGCUUUUAAUUUUCUUGGGAUGUGGGCAUUGCUGGCUGGCCAGCAUUUAUUGCUCAUCCCUAAACAUAUCCCUUAAAGUUUGGGAUGUGUGAGAUGGAUCAGUUGUGUUUAAAUGAUCAGCUCACUCAACCUCGCCUUCGUUGCUCAGACCUUUGAGUAUAGAGGUUGGGAUGUCAAGUUGAGAUUGUACAGUGUGGACUGUGUCCAGUUCUGGGUGCCCUGUUAUAGGAAGGAUGCUGUUCAGCUGGAGAGGGGGUUCUGAAGAGUUUUACCAGUAUAUUGCCAGGAAUGGAGGGCUUGAGUUAUAAGGAGAGGAUGGACAGGCUGGGACGUCUUUCACUUGACUAUAGGAGGUUGAAAGGUAACCUUGUGGAGGUUUAUAAAAUCAUGAGGGACAGAGAUAAGGUGAAUGGAGGGUGUUUUUGCCCUAGAGUGGGGGAUUUCAAGACUAGGGGUCUUUUUUAUUGGAGGUGAGAGGAGCAAAUUUUAAAAAAAGACAUGAAUUAGAUUAGAUUACAGUAUGGAAACAGGCCCUUCGG
Chiloscyllium plagiosum (whitespotted bambooshark) is the source of this 5762-nucleotide messenger RNA. Lineage: Eukaryota; Metazoa; Chordata; Chondrichthyes; Orectolobiformes; Hemiscylliidae. The record is from RefSeq and is a predicted model, not a curated record.